Messenger RNA from Knipowitschia caucasica, 1170 nucleotides. Lineage: Eukaryota; Metazoa; Chordata; Actinopteri; Gobiiformes; Gobiidae. The record is from the annotation of a GenBank genome assembly.
AUGGACCCUCACAGAGGACAGACCCUCAGAGGACAGACCCUCAGAGGACAGACCCUCAGAGGACAGACCCUCAGAGGACAGACUCAGAGGACAGACCCUCAGAGGACAGACCCUCAGAGGACAGACCCUCAGAGGACAGACUCAGAGGACAGACCCUCAGAGGACAGACUCAGAGGACAGACCCUCAGAGGACAGACCCACAGAGGACAGACCCACAGAGGACAGACUCAGAGGACAGACCCUCAGAGGACAGACCCUCAGAGGACAGACUCAGAGGACAGACCCUCAGAGGACAGACCCUCAGAGGACAGACUCAGAGGACAGACCCUCAGAGGACAGACCCACAGAGGACAGACCCACAGAGGACAGACCCUCAGAGGACAGACUCAGAGGACAGACCCUCAGAGGACAGACUCAGAGGACAGACCCUCAGAGGACAGACCCACAGAGGACAGACCCACAGAGGACAGACUCAGAGGACAGACCCUCAGAGGACAGACCCUCAGAGGACAGACUCAGAGGACAGACCCUCAGAGGACAGACCCUCAGAGGACAGACUCAGAGGACAGACCCUCAGAGGACAGACCCUCAGAGGACAGACCCUCAAAGGACAGACCCACAGAGGACAGACCCACAGAGGACAGACCCUCAGAGGACAGACCCACAGAGGACAGACCCUCAGAGGACAGACUCAGAGGACAGACCCACAGAGGACAGACCCUCAGAGGACAGACCCUCAGAGGACAGACUCAGAGGACAGACCUCCAGAGGACAGACCCUCAGAGGACAGACCCUCAGAGGACAGACCCUCAGAGGACAGACCCACAGAGGACAGACCCACAGAGGACAGACCCUCAGAGGACAGAUUCAGAGGACAGACCCUCAGAGGACAGACCCUCAGAGGACAGACCCUCAGAGGACAGACCCUCAGAGGACAGACCCACAGAGGACAGACCCUCAGAGGACAGACCCACAGAGGACAGACCCUCAGAGGACAGACCCUCAGAGGACAGACUCAGAGGACAGACCCUCAGAGGACAGACCCUCAGAGGACAGACCCUCAGAGGACAGACCCUCAGAGGACAAACCCUCAGAGGACAGACCCUCAGAGGAUGCUCUGUUCUCCGUGUUUCUCUGUGGUAUUUUUAUUCUGACUUAAAUCUCUUUUAA